Messenger RNA from Seriola aureovittata, 7546 nucleotides. It is a transcript of the gene arhgef12b, whose product is annotated as Rho guanine nucleotide exchange factor (GEF) 12b. The transcript has 38 exons. Gene Ontology annotation, cellular component: cytoplasm. Gene Ontology annotation, biological process: Rho protein signal transduction; G protein-coupled receptor signaling pathway. The record is from RefSeq and is a predicted model, not a curated record. Lineage: Eukaryota; Metazoa; Chordata; Actinopteri; Carangiformes; Carangidae. The coding region runs from base 699 to 5057 and encodes 1452 amino acids. Gene Ontology annotation, molecular function: G protein-coupled receptor binding; guanyl-nucleotide exchange factor activity.
CCAUUUGCAUCACAGUACGGAGCAAAGACCAAGGCUGCUGUGCAAAAUAGUGGCGAUUAAAGCGAACAGACCUGGAUGAGGAUGCUACAGAAACUGCAGCGCUUCCAGAUCAGCUCAGUGGACACUGGACGCCGCGGAAAUAAGAAAGUUAAAGUUCAUUUUAGAUUCAGCAGCCUAAGUUUGACGUAAUUCUUCCCCGGGACAUCAAGGAGCAGGCUGGAGUGUCAUCAUGGAAGUAUUUCCUAAGGAAAAAUAGAGAGUUUCUCAUCUUGGAGUUGGAGGUAAUUUGAGAAAGUGCAAGUUGGGAAAAACAUUUAGAGCAGAAAGUUUUCUCCGGUUUUCCAGAUGUCACCUCUGAUGCAGACAGCGGCUGGCGAAUUAAAUAUAUUCACACCCCUUAAAAGAUAGUUGCACUUUUCUUUCCCACUUCCUGCAACUCUGGAUUUCAUGCUUCAUUGUCGACGCUGGUAAUAAAUACAUAAUCAACUUUACUGUCCUGGUAUUUUUCAGCAAACACUCCCGUAAGAAUUACGGGAUUUAAAACUCUUCAUUCAGGAUAUAACGACUCGUCGACGUUUGAGGACAUGGACCGACACUCAGAAGACAAAAUAAAGGAGCAGCUUUAAAAAGUAAAAGUUGGACGUUAUCGUGAAAAUGUUAUUUGGGUGAAGUCCUUGGAAACUCGUCAGGGAAGCCCAAUGAGUGGCACACAGUCAACACUCACUGACAGGACCCCAAGCAUUCUCAACAAGGAGCCCACAGACAAGAAACCUAAGAAUGAGAAAUCGUCCGUCUCCCUCAAACAUGAAUUUGAUCCAACAGGUCUCGUCCAGCGUUGCGUGAUAAUCCAGAGAGAUGAAAAUGGCUUCGGGCUGACCGUAAGCGGAGACAACCCUGUGUUUGUGCAGCUGGUCAAAGAAGAUGGAGCUGCGAUGCGAGCUGGUGUUCAGACAGGAGACAGGAUCAUCAAGGUUAAUGGGACCUUAGUUACACAUUCAAACCACAUAGAGGUUGUGAAGCUGAUAAAAUCGGGCUCCUAUGUAGCCCUGACAGUCCUGGGGAGGCCUCCGGGGCUUCCUCAGAUCCCCCUGGAGGAGGAUGAGAAGGAGAAAGGGGCAGAGGUCAGCACACCCUCCUCUCUCUCAGUGCCUCACUCGCCUGCACUGCCAGGUGGGGAGCACUGCAGCCCCCAGGAGCACCUCACCUCCCCUCCGCCCAACGGGGAGGAGAACAAAGGCAUGCACAGCCAGAAGAUCGACAGCCUCCAAAAGAUGCUAACCAAACAGCAGCUGGACUUACAGGCAAAGGAGGAGGAGUGCGGCAGACACCCACGACCUAAGCUAGUGAAGGAGAUCCAGGAGGCAAAGAAGUACAUUUCACUGCUGCAGGAGCAGAUCAACAAAGCAAUAGCAGCAAUACAGGAUGGAGUCACUGUGUCCAGGAACGGUGAGGCCGAGCAGGGGGACGGCGAAGCGACCUCGUCCUCGCGGGGUGACGGCGGUAACGACAGGCCCUCGACUAACAGCAACUCUAUGCACAGCAGCCCCCUCCCAGAGAGUCCCGGCAAAAGAGAGACGCCCUGUCAGAGCCCGGACGUCAGCCGGCGAGACGGACUCAACUCCUGCUCGUCGCCCGACACUGAGGACAACACUGACACUGACUCCAGCGCCCAGUGCAUUGUGGGUAGCCCUCCCUACCUCCUCCACCCCCAGAUCAUUGGAGCGGAGGAUGACUACUUCGACUCCCAGCAGGAGCAGAUUAAUGGACAGUGCAGCUGUUUCCAGAGUAUAGACCUGCUGAAGUCUCGGCCGGCUCACCUCGCAGUUUUCCUCCAUCAUGUCGUCUCGCAGUUUGACCCUGUGCCUCUGCUGUGUUACCUCUACGCCGACAUGCACAAACAAACCAGCUCCAAAGAAAGCCGACGCUUCUUCAUGGAAUUCCACUCACUCUUCAUGGAUCGAACAGCCAAUCUCAAAGUACCAGUGCCAGAGACAAUUGCGUCUGAACUGGAGAAGCGGAGGCUGGAGUUAAUCCCGGAGGAGCUGUGCAAACAGUACACCCAGGUGUUACAGGACACACUCCUACCUGACCUGCACAAGAACCUGGAGGACUUCAGACAGAAGCGCAGCAUGGGUCUGACUCUGGCUGAGGACGAGCUGUCGAAGAUGGACGUGGAGCGAGGGAAAGACCAGCAGGCCUUGGAGAAGGAGUGCUCCUGUGCCGAACACAUCAUCUCCAAGAUAGAGGACAUCCUGUUGACGUCACAGCCCUCAGAAGACGAGAAGUGCCAAACGAUGCAGUACGUGCUCCUCACCUACAUGAAGCACCUCGGGGUGAAAGUGAAGGAGCCUCGCGGCCUCGAGCACAAACGAGCGCGAAUCAAUUUCCUGCCCAAGAUUAAGAAGAGCAUCAAGCCCGAGAAGGAGGGUGAGGAGAAGGUGAAAAAGCCUCGGUUUCCCAACAUCCUCGGCCCACCAAGGCGCCUGAGCAGAGUGGAUUCAACUUCAGUCGGUAAGGCCGUGGAGCUGAACAAGCAGCGGUCUCCGAAGCAGCUCUCCCAGCCGGCCUUCGGUAUCCUGGAGCAGUCUGACUCCUCUGCAGCGAAUUCUGGAUCACGGAUCCGUGGAAAUCAGCUCAGCGAGGGAUCGGACGCUGGUGCCCCAGUUUUGCCUUCCCCGACACACAGCUCCCCCAUUGGUCAGGCCUCAGAUACUAGCGGACAAGACUCAGACUCCAAUGUGUCUCCGUUCUCCAUCCAGCCCAGACCGGGCGAGGGUCUGCCGUCCGGCGACCAGCAGGACGGCGUCUUCAGUCCGACCAGCACGCAGUUUGACUUCAGCCCCUCCAACCUGGAGCAGUUACAGGAGGAGGAUCAGGAGGCGUUCAGGAUGGAGGUUCAGUGUGCGGCGACUUCGGGCGACACCCAGAGUGAAGACGACCAGGGAGGUGAGGUGGAGUGUGAGGAGGAUCCUCUGAACUGGCAGAGUCUGGUCAGCCGAGGCGUCCUGGCAAGCCUCACGCCGCAGGAGAUCAAACGGCAGGAAGUCAUCAAUGAGCUGUUCUACACUGAGCGCGCCCACUUACGGAUGCUGAAGGUGCUGGACUGUGUCUUCUACCAGAGGCUGAACAGAGACAGUAUCCUCCCCCCAGAGGACAUCAAACACAUCUUUAUCAACCUGGAGGAAAUCAUUCAGCUGCAUGUUUCUAUAACGGAGCAAAUGACAGCAACCAGGAAGAGGAGCGAGACAUCGGUGAUCGGUCAGAUUGGAGACGAUCUCCUGGAGUGGUUCAGCGGGGAGGAAGAGGAGAAGAUAAAAAGAGCGGUGGGAACUUUCUGUUGCAACCAACCGUCUGCGCUGGAGCUCAUCAAGACCAAGAAGAAGAAAGACCAGAGGUUCCACUUAUUCAUGCAGGAAGCUGAGAGCAACCGUCUGUGUCGCAGGCUGCAGCUCAAAGACAUCAUUCCUGUAGAGAUGCAGAGACUGACCAAAUACCCACUCCUACUGGACAACAUUGCUAAGUACACAGAGGAUGGCGAGGAGAGGCAAAAGGUGAAGAAAGCCGGCGAAUGCUGCAAAAAGAUCCUCAACCACGUCAACCAGGCCGUCAAAGAGGCAGAGAACAAACAGAGACUGGAAGAGUACCAGAGAAGGUUAGAUCUCUCAUCUCUCAAACAGAGUGAGAACCCCAUGAUCCUGGAGCUGAAGAAUCUGGACCUGACCAAGAGGAAGAUGGUCCACGAGGGACCUCUCUCCUGGAAAGUCAAUAAAGACAAGGCGAUCGAGCUGUACACAAUUCUCCUGGAGGACAUUCUGGUUUUACUGCAGAAGCAGGACGAGCGUCUGAUCCUCAAGUUCCACGGCAAGAAUGUGGCGAGCGCCGCCGACACCAAGCACAUCUUCAGCCCCAUCAUCAAACUCAACACUGUACUGGUUCGUCCCGUGGCGACUGACAACAAGUCUUUCUUCGUGCUGUCCAUGUCGGAAAACGGGGCUCAGAUCUACGAGCUGAUGGCUCAGACGGUGUCCGACCAGAGAACGUGGCAGUGUCUGAUCACACAACGCGCCGAGGCCAUGAAGGCCAAACCUCACAGCAGCGGCACACCUCCAGCUCAGUCUGAUGCUGAGCGGGACGCUAUAGAGAUCAUCAACCGUGGGAUACCCAGGCCGUGCAAAGACGCUAACGGGACAUCGAGUGGAGGUAUCCACUCCACAGGCAGCUAUAAAGAUGCCACCUGUUCUCCAGACAUUCAAGCUCCGCUGGCAGGUAUCAACCCUUUCGAUGGCAUGAAAUCAGAGGACGAGGAAGAGGAGCCGGCUGUGGCCGACCGACGGGAGGAAGAGGAGGAGGAUGAAGAGGUGGAUGAAGCAGAACUAGAAGCCUUCCUGGAUGGGCAGCUCGCGGACAGACUGCCCUUCCUGCAGCAGGAAGGGUCACGUCGGGGCAUCGCCAUUGAAAACCAAGAGCACAACCCGUUUGGCGUAGCCUCCUCCAAAGCUGAGGACGCUCUGCAGACAUUGGCGAUGCUCAAGCAGGCUCUUUUCAACCACAUGAUGAGCAGAGAGGCAGAGGAGGAGAAAGAGGAGACAGAGGACAACAAGCAGAGCGGGGCCCCUGUGUGUCAGCUGAGCGCCUCCUCGCCCGGGAGCCCUGAGGGGGCUUCUGCUGCACGCGACGAGAGCCGAGCGUCUGCGAGUUCACAGAAAGACGACCUGCAGCUCCCUCCUGGACACACAGGGCUGUCCGAGACCACUGAACGCAACGGUGGUUUUGUGGUUCUGGAUUUCAGCGUGGGCUCCGAGGAGAGCAGCACUGAUGAUGAUGUGGGGUUAGGGGGUGACAUGGGGAUCGACAUGAGGAAACUGCUGUCCUCCUCCUCGCAGACAGGGGGCGGCGGCGGCCCCAACCUCAGCCGGCAGCUUAUGACCCACCUACGGCUCCUCCAGGCCGACCUGCAGUAUCUGAAGGAGGUGGAAAUGAAGUACAACGAGCUGCGACAGACACACACCGACGCAGCCGCCGCCGACUCCGACGACAACAACGAUGGGAUUCAGUGAUGACGAGGCUCGUCGCUCUCCUGGUCGCACGAGUCAAGUUGCUCCAUGAUCGCUUUCUUCUGGAUCAAUCUUCAACCACUGAACACUGCUGUCGCUCAAUAAUGGAGGCUUGAAUGUCGAGUCUCACACUUCAGGCACAUAAGACAAUCAGUGGAAGACUUUAUCACAAUGAAGGUUCCACUUUAAACUCAAAAUCCUUGAACCAACCGGGGGCAGACUUGCUCCUGAGAAGAGACGCUAUGGGAUUACCUGAGGAUAAUUCGGUCACUUGUUGCUAUGACAAUAAUAAUCAACGUCAUAAGUUAUCUUAAACACUGGAUAUAUGAAACGGAAAAGGGCGAGUCAAGUGUGCGAAGUCACGCGGAUGCACAUCAGAGACACAUUGAGAAAUGAAACGAGACUGUGACGGUGACCAGACAGAUUAAAAAGUAGAUGGACUUGUUCAGGGCUCAGAGCACUGCUGUAAGCUUCAUGUAAAUGUCUGCGAUAGGAGAUGAGCUGAACCUCACGCUACAGAGUUGAAUAUGCUUAAAGAUGCACUUCCUUAUUGAGUAACAGCCCUGAAAAACCAACUCAACACACUGAUUGUGUUUUUUUAAAUUCAGCAACAUUCAUGGAAAUUGUACAAGAGGCUCUAACAUAGAUUCAAACCAUCCCCAAAAUCUCCAAAAGUCUUUUUAUGUUUUAUGUCUUUCGCCCUGUUUGCAUGAAACUGGCCCGACUGUCUAAAUCUCACCUGACAUGUUGUAUAUAUUUUUUGUUUAAUUCAUACAAACACAAAAGUUAAAAUGACAGUUUGUGGUUUAUUUGCUCAAACUAUUUAUUUUAUUUCUUUUACAUGUUUGAAUUAAACAAAUGCGGUACAACAUUUUAAUUACUGAGUUUACAGAGCCAGAUUAGCUGUUUCCCUGCCUGUGCUGCGUUCAUGCAACAUCAACAGAGUGGGAAGACGAGGGAAACCUCCUGCUUCCUCCGGCUCUGGAGCACAACAGAUAAACUUCCUAAAUUAACCUCCUUCGUUGCGCCACAUUUGUAGCUGUUUACAAACAAGUGAAACUUUAUUUGGAUGGGACUGCAGUGGAUGCUCUUCAGCCAUGUUGCUAUCAGUUUGUUGACAUGUCUGUAGUUCUGUAGAAGUAAAGUUUUUUUUUUCCCCCAACUUAAUUACGAUCUGAAUGAUAUGAUAUGACAUGAACGCAGCAUUAAUGUCGAUCGUCCUAUCACGCUCUCAGAAAGAAAGCAAAUGACCAUAUUUCUCAACAUUGUGAAUUAUUCUUGCAAGCACCUGAAGAAAAAAAAAAAAGCGUUAAAAGAAACGUGUACAGGCAGAAAUCUUCAUUUCUAGUUCAGGUUUAUAGAAUCAUCAACAUCUUUGGGGAAAAAAAACUGCAAACUUCCAAAGAAUAAUUGUCCUACUUGCGAAGCUGCAGCCUCUGACAGUUACAGUAACUACUGUUUGUUUACUGGCUGUCUUUAACUGCCUGAGAAAAUAGCAUACAAAUAUAAUGCUGUUUAGCAUUUGACUUCCUGAUUUGAAACUUCCUAUAGCACUUGAAUGUAGCAUAAUAUGGCAAACACAUGAAUAAGUAAUGUUGAGAUCGUAGAUUCAGAUCACUCUUGUCUACAGUGAGACAAAUUACAAAUGACACGACUUGACAUGUUGGCGUUUUAAAGAAUCACCGUUGUUGUAAUGGAGUAUGAAACACUGCAGCUAAAGAAAAGAAACGUUGACUUUGUGUAUAACUGCUGGAGCACAUCACACUAUAUAACAGAUACAAGCUUUUCACAACGUGUGCACAAAGUGAAAGCAAUUGAUGGAACUUUGUUGCUGAAUUUAUUUUCUAUUUGUAUUCCAGUCUUGUUUUUCUCUUGCUCUCCUCCAUGUUAGUUUGCGCGGUGAGGUGACCGACUAACCCGAGUGACGGACGCUGAAAACAAACUGAAUCUGUUUCCUCCUGAAACAUUUUGAGGGCGUUUUUCUUCAGGAUCCUUCAUGUUUUCUGCAACAAGCUCUUCAUAAACGCCAUCCUCAGCUGGUGACGUCAACCCCCGUUAUACGUUCCUAUGCCUUUAGGUACAAGCUGCAGGAAUUCACUCAUCAGCCCGCUGCACUUCACUUUCAUGUUUGGACUGAAAACACUCAAAUAUUCACCGGCCAUAAGACUGCAUAGACGACAUCAUGGCUUUGACUUUUGGAUAAAAUAUUAAAAAAGAAAAAAAAAAAAAAAAGACUAACCUGAAAAGUAUAUAUAAACAAAAAGGAUUGUAAUGGACUGUUUUUAUUGUAAAAGAAUAUAAUGUACAAUUAUUACUGUUUAUCAAAUGUUUUGUCUGUUGUUGUUGUUGUUGUUGUUGUUGUUGUUGUUUUUUUACACAAUGCAGUCAUGUAAUGUUUUAACACAAACUACUUAAAACAAGGGUAAAGUAACCAACUGCAUUCAUUUGUUUUACAAAAAUGUUAUAAUUUUAUUACAUUGCUAUUAACCCAG